AGCCGGAGUGGGACUGCUCUGUAAGGCACUCAGUGGUUUGCAGAGUGGUAGCUGCAGACAGAACUCCCUGCCCUGGAUAAGGAGCAGCUACAGUCGCUGUUAAUGUGCCUGAAAAGCAAUUUCCAAUCUUUGCGUUAGGAUUUCAGAUGCAUGCCAGGUUUCCACUGAUUGCCAGAAUUCAAGAUCACUACACAUGGAUCCCCAAAAUCAACAUGGCAGUGGCAGUUCAUUAGUUGUGAUCCAGCAGCCUGCUUUGGAUAACCGUCAGAGAUUAGACUAUGAGAGAGAGAUUCAGCCUGCUGCUAUUUUGUCCUUAGACCAGAUCAAGGCCAUCAGAGGCAGCAAUGAAUACACAGAAGGGCCAUCAGUGGUGAAAAGACCUGCUCUUCGAACAGCACCAAGACAAGAAAAGCAUGAAAGGACUCAUGAAAUCAUACCAAUUAAUGUGAAUAAUAACUAUGAGCAUAGACCUACCAGCCACCUGGGACAUGCGGGACUCUCAAAUAAUACCAGAGGCCCCAUAUUGAGCAGAUCAACCAGCACUGGAAGUGCAGCCAGUUCUGGGAGCAACAGCAGUGCCUCUUCUGAGCAGGGGCUGUUAGGAAGGUCACCGCCAACCAGACCAGUCUCUGGUCACAGGUCUGAAAGGGCAAUCCGGACCCAGCCCAAGCAACUGAUUGUGGAUGACUUAAAGGGUUCCCUGAAACAGGACCUGACACAGCACAAGUUCAUUUGUGAACAGUGUGGGAAGUGCAAGUGCGGAGAAUGCACAGCUCCCAGGACCCUGCCAUCCUGUUUGGCCUGUAACCGGCAGUGCCUUUGCUCUGCUGAGAGCAUGGUGGAAUAUGGAACCUGCAUGUGCUUGGUCAAGGGCAUCUUCUACCACUGCUCCAAUGACGAUGAAGGGGAUUCUUACUCGGAUAAUCCUUGCUCCUGUUCACAGUCACACUGCUGCUCUAGGUACCUGUGUAUGGGAGCCAUGUCUCUGUUUUUACCUUGCUUACUCUGUUACCCUCCUGCUAAGGGAUGCCUGAAGCUGUGCAGGGGGUGUUAUGACUGGAUCCAUCGCCCUGGGUGCAGAUGUAAGAACUCCAACACGGUCUAUUGUAAGCUGGAGAGCUGCCCCUCCCGGGGUCAGGGUAAACCAUCAUGAUUUUUGGAGGUGGGUUGGGCCUCCUGAACUUCUAGCUUUCAAGCUGUGGCUGUUAUGAAAAGAUCCUGUUAGAUCCUGGUUUUAUUUUCUUUGCAGUUUUUCCCUGUUUCCCACAUUCUCUCCCCCUCUUCCCAAGGUUUGACUCAUGGAUUUCACUCUAAUGGUUGAUCUUCAGUAACAGUGAACUGUGAAACUGCACCUGGCUGCCCCUUAUGACAAGAGCCUCUGCCAUCCACUCGAGAGGAUAUUGAGAGCCAGGGGGCUUUUGUGUAGCCUUUUUGUUCUGCAAGCAACUUUCCGAAGUUGUACACAUGAACAUACCCACACACACACCCAGACUACAGUGAUUUAGAGCUGUUUUUGAUUGGGUACUCUGGGAGCAGGGAAAUUGGUUUUUUAAAGAGGCAACCAUUUAAUUGCUUAAAUAAGCUAUGUAUUAAAUCUGUCUCCAAUUAGGGCUCUCUUCAUAGCAUUGGACCCUUAAGUAGCAAGGGGGAUAUGUUUCUGUUAUAACAUUAAAGUUCUCCUUUAACCACUGCCUUCUCCUUCUUGCCCCUCAACGUUCUCUCCCCUCAGUUCUGGCAUUAUCUUAUUCUAGAGAUGCCAGUUUUGUUUUCUGGGUUUUUUUCCCGUGUAAUUUUAGAUUCGCUUUACAAUAUAAAUCUUCACAUUGGAGAUAUAUUAGUUGUAUCUUGUUCAUCCUCGUUCAGAGCUUUCGUAUUUGUGAAGGACUCGGCUCCCUUCCAUACCCCCACGCUUUUCACCAAAUUACUCUUGUCACUGAGGGCACUUGGAUGACUGAAGUUGAUAUUUAUAGCUGAUCGAUCUAUACAUGUCACAGAACUAUGCUGCCUAAAGUGAUCUUGGCUCCUUAAUGGUUUUUGGACCCUUUGGUUAGUUAACAGCUGAGUAGUUCUAAUCUUUUCUGUUUUCAUUGCCUUAACCACAAAUUGUGGUGCUUUUUGUAUAUUUUAUGUAUAAAUCACAAAGUUGAAUUCUGACUAUUUUUAAGACAAAAGUCUGUUAAACUUUUUUAUUGUAAAGAAUAUUUAUUAUGCGAAUCUAUUAUUUUAUGAUAUUUAUUGCAAAAACUGUUGAAAUGUACUCAUGUCUGAAUAUAACAAAAUAUCAAUACAUAACGGAAAAUAAGGUGACACCAAGAAAGUACAUAUGUUAACUAUAAUGCAGAAAAUAUAUUAAUUAAUGAACCUGUC
Messenger RNA from Lipotes vexillifer (Yangtze River dolphin), 2367 nucleotides. It is a transcript of the gene SPRY1, whose product is annotated as sprouty RTK signaling antagonist 1. The transcript is spliced from 2 exons. Gene Ontology annotation, biological process: multicellular organism development; negative regulation of MAP kinase activity; negative regulation of Ras protein signal transduction. Gene Ontology annotation, cellular component: cytosol; membrane. The record is from RefSeq and is a predicted model, not a curated record. Lineage: Eukaryota; Metazoa; Chordata; Mammalia; Artiodactyla; Lipotidae. Bases 194 to 1153 code for a protein of 319 amino acids.